Molecule: messenger RNA, 1046 nt
Organism: Gilbertella persicaria
Lineage: Eukaryota; Fungi; Mucoromycota; Mucoromycetes; Mucorales; Choanephoraceae
Exons: 2
Coding region: 85-783 (232 amino acids)
Source: RefSeq, a predicted model, not a curated record
AUAGGAAAGAUUUAUUCACACCCAUUCUAAAUAUAUAUAUAUAUAUAUUUUCUCUCUCUCCCUUUUUUCCUUCUUUUCUUCAAUAUGUCUACUGUUGCUGUUAUGAAACCAUUUGUUAUGAAAAAUAUGCCUACCAUAGGCUUAAAUAGAUAUCCACCUAAAAUGAAUAAAAGUCAUACAAAGCAACAGGGAAUCAAUCCUACUAAAGAGAAAAAGAAUACUCCUUCAAAAAAAGUAUCUGCUUCUGCUCCUACAACUCCACAACAGAGAAGAACCGUAUUACCUGUUAAACAAAGAAGAGUUGAACGUAGAAAGGAAAUAAAAUCCAUGACAGAAGCCAUUCUUCACCUUGACUUACCCUCUUCUUCUUCUUCUUCUGAAUCCGACGACUCCUUGGACACUUUACAACAAAAGAGACCUAACAUAAAGAAAAAAAAGUCUCAAGGAAACAAGAAACAUCACAGUGCAUCACCCUCUCCAGUACUUGUCCAUACUCUUUCUACUCUGAUAACAAAAAAGGAGAGCAACUCAAGAAAUCGUCGUAGAUCAACCAGUGCUGUCGAUUCUAGAAGCAGCGCCACAGUCUAUGCUGGUCCCACGUUUAACAAUGCACCUGCACCAAGUGCUUUACCUUUACCAGCCUUUUCGUAUAGUACCAAUACUCAUCUUCAGCAACAUUCUAGAGAUUUAAUGAACCUCUUAUCUCACUCACAUCAAGAGCGUUCUUUUGAACAAGACCUCUCUCAAAUUCAAAGAGAUUUGAGGUCUAUGCUCAAGAUUUAAAUUUUCUGUACAUGACUCUUUCCCUCUUUCUCCCUUUUUUUUUUUUAUAUUCCCCACCAAAAAAGCACAACAUACCCUACUUUAGUUUGUAUAUUCCUCUAGUUUUUAUGAUGCGUGUGUGUAUGAGAGAAAGAGUGUGUACAUGUAUCGUUAUAUAUAUCUAUCUUGCCUGCUAUAUAUGUUUAAGGGCUACUUUUGCAUAUUCUUUUUUUUUUAAUGUAAACAACGAUAAAAUGAAUAAAAAGAAUGUCAUUUGUUUAAAA